Solanum dulcamara is the source of this 568-nucleotide messenger RNA. RefSeq names its product 50S ribosomal protein 6, chloroplastic. The transcript has a single exon. Bases 133 to 468 code for a protein of 111 amino acids. Gene Ontology annotation, cellular component: ribosome; chloroplast. Gene Ontology annotation, molecular function: structural constituent of ribosome; rRNA binding. Gene Ontology annotation, biological process: translation. The record is from RefSeq and is a predicted model, not a curated record. NCBI's taxonomy places the organism in Eukaryota, Viridiplantae, Streptophyta, Magnoliopsida, Solanales, Solanaceae.
AAUAUCGGACGACGUCGUUGUGCCAGUAGCAGAAAUUGAAAUCACCAGAAGAUAACGAAGGCAAUCCACUUCAAAGGUUCCAUAAAAACACAGCCAGAAGAAGGAAAAAGCUUUGCAGAGAACAAAAAAAAAAUGUCAGCCUCCGCCAUAUUCGGGUUGAAGAUGGCGGUGUUGCCGCGUUCCUCGACUGUUUCAACCACCAGAUUCUCCGGCGGAUCAACUAGGUUGGCGGCCGCACCGACUAGUGUUGGGGGAUUGGUAAUUGAGUGCUCAUCUAGGCCACAGAAGAAGGCUACAGCUCACCAUAAGAAGACACGGCCACGGAAGACUCAAGCUUGGGAUAUUCGACGUGGACCAACUGUUUAUGCUCCGUUACCUCCCUUACCUUCGGAGUGGUCAUUUGCCAGUGAUGAAUCGGGUCAACCCGCUGCCGUCGGAGCUUCGGAAUCCGACGCCAAAUCUGAGUAAUUUUUCUGUAAUUUUAUAAUUUGUCAUUUCAGCUCUGUAUAAUGGUUUGAUACUUUGGGGAAUUUUCUCCCGUUCAAAUUUGCAACUUGUUCAACUAUAA